AUGCUUUACGGUGGUCCGCUGGGCACCUACCUCAGCGGGUAUUACGCCCCGAAGAGUUCCAAGGGUGGAAGUCCGUCGAAUUUUCCCGGCACAGGCAGUGGAUCUGGUUCAACUAGUGGGAUAAGUCGCUCACGCGGCAGUCGGUACAGGGCUCCAUCGGCCUAUGGCGGCUCCGGUGGUGGUGGCAGCAGCAACACCCCUACGAAUUCGAUCGCCUCCACGUCCUCCGCUUCAGGCAGUCGUUCCAAUUUCUACACUCCGCAGACCCGACGGAAAUACUCUGAUGAUAGCACCGAAUCGACAGCAGCACCCAGCCGGUCUUGGUACACGGGUUCGGGAACACCGGUGACCAGUGGCACGACCAGCGGCUACUAUUCUCGUCCCUCCCCCGGCUACGCGCCCUCCACCACACCCUCCUCCUUCUCCCGAGCUGCUGAACCAAGCGUGGAUUACAAGCGACUCUACGAAGCCGAGAAACAGGACACUCAGGAGCUUCGUGGACAAAUCGAUCGUGCCCAGCAGGAACUGAAGGAUCUAAGGGCUCGCAUCGAGGAGGCUCGGAAAACCCACAAAUCCACGAAUUCCGAUCAGCGAGUCCUCGAGGAGCUACGAGCAGCGUCGGAAAAACUCAAAGCCGAAAACCGGGCGCUUACUCGUGUGAUUUCCCGCCUCAUGUAG
This is a messenger RNA of Mesocestoides corti, 678 nucleotides long. NCBI's taxonomy places the organism in Eukaryota, Metazoa, Platyhelminthes, Cestoda, Cyclophyllidea, Mesocestoididae. The record is from the annotation of a GenBank genome assembly.